AUACAUUGGCAAUCUUUAUUGGUUUACACAAAAAUUUGUCUGUUAAGUUCGUUGGGUUUUUUCCUUAUGUGGUGCUAUAAUUAGAAAAGUGAUUAAAAUACAUGUGAUUGAAUCUGCCACCACUGAUAACGACUGAUAAGAACCACGCCUUGGAAUAGAUACAGCAUAACAUUAUAACCAGAUAUGAAAGAACCCGAAGCUGAUGCGGAAUAUGAUGCUGACGCGGGAACUACAUUCGUUGAUUCUAAAGGGAGAUCGGGAUCAUCACAAACGAGGACUCGAAAACGUGCACUUAUUAUUGGUGCGCUGGUAGCUAUUUUAAUCGCGGUCAUCGUUGCCGUUGUUGUUGUUGUUGUUCUUGUUACUCAAAAGAAAAAAGAUGACGGAGACAAUUCCAAUUACAGCAAAGACAAUUCCAAUCACAGCAAAUACAGCAAAGAAUGCGGACCUUUCAAGUUGCCUGGCAAGAUCAAUUUUUCAGACUUAGCUCCGACCAGAACUAACAACAGUUUCACAUGUCCUUUUGGUGGUGACUGCUGGUCAGGAGAAAAGUGUAUUGAGUGUUUUAAACUUGAUAGCUGGAAAGUGGGACACAUCAACAAUAUACCAGUGUGCUGUCCAGAUUGUUUAGUUCGAGGAGUGAGUGUUUUGAACAACGAGUGUAAUUGCAUGUACAAUGGACGUUAAAGGGAGAACGGGACGUUAAAACAUGCAAAUUUUCUUUAAAACAAGCAUGUGUCAAUCCAAUUUGAAAACAAACAAAAAAUGAUAAUGAAGAUUCUACAAAGUACUUGAAGAAAAUGGCUUGACAGUGUGUAAUAUUGAUAUCUAAAUUUUGUUACCAAUUCUAAGAUAAUGGAUACAUUCAUUUAAAGGCACAUUAUGCCUCAGAAACAUUUUUAUGUGCCCCCACUUUAGUGGCGGGCAUUUAGAUUUACCCUUGUCCGUCCGUCCGUAACUCAAAAAGUAUUUGACCUAUAGUCAUGAAACUUUACAGGAAUGUUGAUCAGCAUGUGCAGUUGUGCACCUGGGUAUUUUCGUGUGGAUUUAUUCAGUAUUUUUAGAGUUAUUGCCCAUGAUUAUUAAAAAUUUGCAAUUUUCAACUUGUGUCGCAUGUUACUCAAAAAGUAUUUGACCUAGAGUCAUGAAACUUUACAGGAAUGUUGAUCAGCAUGUGAUGUUGUGCACCUGUGUGUUUUCGUGUGUAUUUUUUUUAGUAUUUAAAGAGUUAUUGCCCUUGACUUCGUAAAAUUUUGCAAUUUUCAACUUGUCUCGCAUGUAACUCAAACAUGAUUUUGACCUAGAGUCAUGAAACUUCUCAGAAAUGUUGAUCAGCAUGUGUAGUUGUGCACCGGUGUAUUUUCGUGUGGAUUUUUUAGUAUUUUUAGAGUCAUUGCCCUUGACUUAGUAAAAUUUUGCAAUUUUCAACUUGUGUCGCAUGUCACUCAAAAAGAAUUUGACCUAGAGUCAUGAAACUUCUCAGGAAUGUUGAUCAGUAUGUGUUGUUGUGCACCUGGGUGUUUUCGUCUGGAUUUAUUUAGUAUUUUUAGAGUUAUUGCCCUUGGCUUAGUAAAAUUUUGCAAUUUUCAACUUGUGUGUAUGUAACUCAAAACGGAUUUGACUUAGAGUCAUGAAACUUCUCAGGAAUGUUGAUCAGCAUGUGUAGUUGUGCACCUGGGUAUUCUCGUGUGGAUUUAUUUAGUAUUUUUAGAGUUAUUGCCCUUGACUUAGUAAAAUUUUGCAAUUUUCAACUUGUGUCGCAUGUUACUCAAAAGGAUUUGACAAAGAGUCAUGAAACUUCUCAGGAAUGUUGAUCAGCAUGUGCAGUUGUGGACCUGGGUAUUUUUGUGUGGACUUAUUUAGUAUUUUUAGAGUUAUUGCCCUUGACUUAGAAUUUUUUUGCAAUUUUCAACUUGUGUCGCAUGUAACUCAAAAAGGAUUUGAUAUAGAGUCAUUAAACCUUACAGGAAGGUUGCUCAGCAUAUGUAGUUGUGCACCUGGGGUUUCGCUUGUGGAUUUAUCCAGUAUUUGAAGAGUUAUUUCCCUUUACUUAGUAAAAACCUUUUCAUUAUGUUGUUAUUUGUUCCUUGAGUGCUUGAGUUAGAAUCAACCAACUUUACAGGAAUAAUGAUCAACAUCACUAAAUUACAGGAUUAAUGAUUCACAUCACUGUGAAGCUAUGCACCUGGGACUUUGCAUGUGGAUUUUUUUUUUUCAGUUUUGUUAGAGUUAUUGCCCUUUACUUACAGUAGUAUAAAUUUGCAAUUUUCAACUUGUUCAUGCAUAGCUCAAAAAGUAUUUCACUUGUAGGCUUGAAAGUUCACAAGAAUGUUGGUCAGCAUGUGUACUUAUGCACCUUGGGGUUUGCUUGUGGAUUUAUUCAUUAUUUGUAAAGUUCUUGCUCUUUACUUAGUAAAAGAUUUUUAGUUUUCAAAAAAUAUUUGAACUAGAGUCAUAAGAUUGACAGAACAGUGGCGUGGUAGGGGAACCCGUGUCCCAUGGACACAUUUCUAGUUUACUUCUUUAGAAAGGCCUUUACAUGAAUUUUAUCUAUGUUUGAAUUUUGGUAUUAAAUAAUGUUAGAUGCUCUCUAACUGAAAGUAAGUAGUGUAGUGAUAAAUAUGAAAU
Ruditapes philippinarum (Manila clam) is the source of this 2628-nucleotide messenger RNA. RefSeq lists its product as uncharacterized. Lineage: Eukaryota; Metazoa; Mollusca; Bivalvia; Venerida; Veneridae. The record is from RefSeq and is a predicted model, not a curated record. The transcript is spliced from 7 exons. Bases 184 to 687 code for a protein of 167 amino acids.